CAUUUGGAUCCAAGGUUGGCGGUGAUGUUGGCUAUGAUUGCUAAGUUUCCUUUGGUAAUACUGUGUUACCGCGUUUGGAGCGCAUUUGGGCCCUAUUUGCGUCUUGAACGCACACAGCAAUACUAUGAGUAGAAAAAGACCGAUAUAGCCACAAAAUCAUCAAGUUAUUAAUAUAAUACGGUCGAUAAAUCAGAAUAUGAUAUAUUAUGUAACUUCAUCUGCUUAAAACUAAAUAGGUGGAUUGUGUGUGGCUUAUAUUAGCAAAUUGAGUAUAUUUAUUAUACUAGUGUAGAUUGCGUAGCAAAGCAACGCUUUGCACAGAGUCGAUAUACAUGGGCGACGCUAUCGAUAUUCAAAUAUAGCAUAGCACAAGUAGGCUGUGAUCCAACUUCUUCAGUUCCUCUUACGACAACGCGGCAACUGGUAAGCCAUUGUUACGUCGCAGCUAACAGGCCAUUGCGCCGGGUGAUUUCUUGUAACAAUCUAAGAUGUGCACAUUGGCUAUCCUGCCAGGUUUUUCAGAAAAGCUAUGAACCUGAUAAGAAAAGAUUAUUCAUUCUUUUAUUACUAGAAAUCACCCGAGCACUGGUUAACGCAAGUGAUCAAAUAAAGUUUAACCUACGAAGUGUUGAAAUUGUGUGCCUCAUCACGCGUGUGCAUGCGCAGAAAGUGAAAAAAGUUCUACUCCAGCAAAUACAUUUCCAACCAGCAAACGCACCUCAUCACCUCCACGUGUACGGCGUGCCAGCGCAUUAUUGAAGUGAAAACUUUUCGGUAAGAAUUCUUUAAUUUUCACUUAAUCUCUUAAAACUGAUACUGUGAUAGUCAAGAUUCUACACAACGCGUGUGCAAGCGCGUUCCAAAGUGAAAAAAAAGAGGAUUGUGAUACCGAAAUUUUCAUCUAUUCCAUUAAACAUCUUUGUCGUGACACGUGAGUGAAAGCACGAUUCGGAAAUAUUAAUGUAAGUAGCCCUAACAGGAGAAGGCGAAAAUUAAAAAAAAGUCCCGUUUGGGUUGCAAACACAUACCCUUUAAACACAGGCACGUUGCGCAUAAAAGCAUUUUUUUCUUUGUGCUAAUUGCAAGCUGAAAAAAAUGCUCUACGUUACCAUGGGUACCGUAAUAUGGCAUGUCUACUGAGAUCUUAUUUCAUUCUUCAAAUUCAAAUGUGCUAUAAAAAUUAUGGAUGGUGGUUGCAUUCGCUAAACAUUAUGGAAUGCUAAAAGCAAUUCAAGCAUAAGAAUAAUCAUACAGUGCCUUCCCGAUUUAAAACCCAUCCUCUGAAUGUAGAAAAAAAUCAAAAUAAGGAAAAUGCAAGUUAUUAAUUUUCAGUUUUGUUUGAUGAUUGAUAACAUUUGAAUAAGUAAACACAUACGUAGUGAAUGAAAAAAAAUAAAUUUUACAAAACACGUUUGAUUUCGAAAGCAAUUUGGCUUAAGAUCAUUUAACGUGUCCGUGUCUUAACUACCAAUUUGUGCUAUGGUGACAAAUUGACAAAAUAUUUUUCAAAACGUGACCGGAUGUCCGAAAUUUUGAUACAACGCAACCGGAAGUCCUUUGAAUUAUUAACUCAUUUGAUCAUUCUGCGCUAUGGCUGCAAAUAUGACAUUUUAUCUAAAGCGUAACUGGAUGUCUGCAAUAUUUAAACAACGCGACCGGAAGUCCGUUGAAUUGUUGACUACUUUGAAUAUUUUGUGCUGCGGUCACAAAUUUAAAAUAUUGUCCAUAGCGUGACCGGAAGUCCGUUAAAUUGUUGACUCAUUUGAAUAUUUUGCGCUAUGGCCGCAAAUAUGAAAUAUUGUCCAAUGCGUGACCGGAUGUCCGCAAUAUUGAUCCACCGUGACCGGAAGUCCGUUAAAUUGUUGACACAUUUGAAUAUUCUGCGCUAUGGCCGCAAAUAUGAAAUAUUGUCCAAUGCGUGACCGGAUGUCCGCAAUAUUGAUCCAACGUGACCGGAAGUCCGUUAUAUUGUUGACUCAUUUGAAUAUUCUGCGCUAUGGCCGCAAAUAUGAAAUAUUGUCCAAUGCGUGACCAGAUGUCCGCAAUAUUGAUCCAACGUGACCGGAAGUCCGUUAAACUGUUGACUCAUUUGAAUAUUCUGCGCUAUGGCCGCAAAUAUGAAAUAUUGUCCAAUGCGUGACCGGAUGUCCGCAAUAUUGAUCCACCGUGACCGGAAGUCCGUUAAAUUGUUGACACAUUUGAAUAUUCUGCGCUAUGGCCGCAAAUAUGAAAUAUUGUCCAAUGCGUGACCGGAUGUCCGCAAUAUUGAUCCAACGUGACCGGAAGUCCGUUAUAUUGUUGACUCAUUUGAAUAUUCUGCGCUAUGGCCGCAAAUAUGAAAUAUUGUCCAAUGCGUGACCAGAUGUCCGCAAUAUUGAUCCAACGUGACCGGAAGUCCGUUAAACUGUUGACUCAUUUGAAUAUUCUGCGCUAUGGCCGCAAAUAUGAAAUAUUGUCCAAUGCGUGACCGGAUGUCCGCAAUAUUGAUCCACCGUGACCGGAAGUCCGUUAAAUUGUUGACACAUUUGAAUAUUCUGCGCUAUGGCCGCAAAUAUGAAAUAUUGUCCAAUGCGUGACCGGAUGUCCGCAAUAUUGAUCCAACGUGACCGGAAGUCCGUUAAACUGUUGACUCAUUUGAAUAUUCUGCGCUAUGGCCGCAAAUAUGAAAUAUUGUCCAAUGCGUGACCGGAUGUCCGCAAUAUUGAUCCAACGUGACCGGAAGUCCGUUAAAUUGAUGACUCAUUUGAAUAUUCUGCGCUAUGGCCGCAAAUAUGGAAUAUUGUCCAAAGCUUGACCGGAUGUCCGCCAUUUAGAUCUGAGCAUGACCAGAAGCAUGUAAAUUGUCAUUUUGUUCAAACAUUUUGUGCUAUGGCCAAAAUUCCUGACCGGAUGUCCACUGUUUUGACUGUACCAUGAAAAAAAUGACUUGUUGAAUAUUCUGUGCAAUCGAAUUGCCGAAUAUAACUAAUUUUGAAAAACACAUGUUUCAGAACGUGGAACAACACGAAAUGGCGAACGAAGGCAAAUAUGUUCGAGCUCCGAAGGACUCCGACCCAGAGUGGCUGGUUCAGUCGGACUCCGCGUCCUUGGAGGCAUCAGGAUCGUCAGCUAGCAUUCCUGAUUCGAAAAUCGAUGAAUUCGAUGACAGAAGUGAAAAAAGUUUCAGUUCAAACAUUACGAGUGACUCCCUUCCGCUAACGAGUGGACUGAACUAUAGUGAUCAUCCUACGCCAACCCAAACUGACGGUGGUAACAAAAGCGACCAGAAUACUAACGAGCGUCUUGAUAGAAUGGAGAAUGUGCUCUCAGGCAUAACGAAAGCAUUGAAUUCCAUGCAAACAAUGCGGCCCAUCCGGUAUGAUCCCGAUGAGGAUUGGUCUGCCGCUGUCGCACCUAGAAAUCCUCCCGAGAGCAGUUUUUCGAGCGUACGUUGAGAGAAUAUCAGGCCUUUUCCGGCAGGAGUAGCGGCUAACCAGAUGUGGGAGGAGUGGAAUCGCUACAUUGAAAACUUUGAAAUGGCAGCGACCCUCAGCAAUGCAAACGAUCCUGUGAGACGGUCACAAUUGUUGUUCCUUUCGAUGGGAACCGAAUUACAAGGCAUCGUGAGAGCCGCCAAGCUAAGGCCGAGCCUGACCGAUGCCAACUGCUACCAAAAGUUUGUGGCCAACAUCGGUAACUAUUUCCAAUCCAUGACUGACGCAUCUGCAGAGCACGAAGCAUUUUCUAACAUGAAACAGUUGAAGACGGAGAAUGCUGUGGCGUUUCAUGCCCGCCUGAUGGCAAAAGUUCGGCUGUGUGGAUACAGCCCCACCGACCACGACAGAUUUGUGCGAUCGCAGCUUUUAAAGGGAUUGAGAAACAAGGACUUGGUGAGGGCCGCAAGGACCUACGGACACGACACCAAUUACAUUGUACAGGCAGCAACUCGGGACGAGGCCUACGAAGCGGAGACAACGACCCCUGAUAACAAGGAACCGCUGGCAGUUAACCGUGUACACCGAACCACCUCAGUACAAGAUUCGAUAAAGAAACGUUCGAGAGCAGACAACGGAGGGCCACAACCAAAACGGUCACGGACCAAUCAGUACGCGGAACGACGAUCCACUCAGGACCGAGGACGUCGUAGUCGUUGUCGACGAUGCAAUGGUCGAACGCAUUCCAAUUUGCCAUGUCCAGCUUUGAGCCGAAACUGCAAUUUUUGUGGUGAACAAGGUCACUACGCAAUCACUUGCCGUCGAGCCCACGUUCGGCAGGUCCAGGUCAAAAGUAGUGCAUCACCUACACGAGAAGACGAUGAUCAGAUGGACCAAACACAGUACGUAAACGCGCUAUCUCUUGCAGACGUUUUAGUGGAAUGUUGUAUUGGCUCGUCUAGUCCCAUCCAAAUGCUUAUCGACUCCGGCGCGGACGUUAACGUUAUCGGGGGUAAAGAUUGGCUUCGCCUUGAGCAAGAGUACAAGGCAGGAUUGGCCAAUCUCAAGUUUGUUGAACAGUCGAACCCUAAAGAUCUCCGUGCAUAUGGUACACACAGUCCUAUGAAAGUAGAAUGCAUAUUUCAAGCACAGAUUGUUGCAGUGGAACGCAAAGCACCUGCCAUUCAAGCGAUAUUCUACGUUGUACGCAACGGAACAAGAUCGUUGUUAGGUCGAUCAACGGCUAGUGAUAUGGGAAUAUUGCACGUUAACGCAACGGUUAACCAUCUAGACAAACUAAACGAUCUAACCGUCUUUCCUAAAGUACCUGGAGUCAAGGUAAAAUUUAGCGUUGAUGAAACAGUACCACCCGUCCGAAAUGCGUACUAUAACGUUCCUGCGGCAUUUCGAGAAGCAGCCAAGAAUCGACUGGCGGAAAUGGAAUCACAGGGUAUUAUCGAAAAAGUCACCAGUGCAUCCAACUGGAUUAGCGGUAUGUCCGCAGUUGCCAAGGGAAAGGACGAUUUUCGCCUCGUGGUCAAUAUGCGUGGUCCAAACAGAGCAAUCAAUCGAGAAUACUUUCGUCUCCCAUUGCUCGAAGAGAUGAAAGUGCAACUCCAUGGGUCCAAAUUCUUUGCCAAACUCGAUCUCAAAAACGCUUUCUAUCAUCUCGAACUUCAUCCCGAAUCUCGUGAUCUAACAACAUUCCUAACGGAAAAUGGUAUGUACCGAUUUACCAGGUUGAUGUUCGGGGUGAACUGUGCCCCCGAAAUCUUCCAAAGGGAAAUGACACGGAUCCUUAAGGAUGUUAAGAACAAAAUCGUCUACAUCGACGAUGUUCUUAUGUUUGCGAGUUCGCUGGAAGAUUUGCGUAAAACUGUGUGCGAUGUGUUGGAAAGGUUGCGGUCAAACAAUCUAACUUUAAACGCUGCCAAAUGUGAGUUCGACAAAACUCGCCUGAAAUUCUUAGGUUACGAACUCGACGAACACGGUUUUCACGUUGACGAUGCGAAAAUCAAAAGCAUUCAACAGUUUCGAGAGCCCAGUACGAUAUCUGAAUUGCGCAGUUUUCUCGGAUUGGCUUCUUUCAUCAGUCCUCACGUGAAGCAUUUUGCGGACAUCACAAGCCCCUUAUGGGAAAUUAUUGCCAGUAAAUCCUGGACAUGGGGAGCUAAACAGAGCGCCGCGUUUAACACGGUUAAAGAACAGAUUAUAAAAUGCUGUGUUACACUGGGAUUUUUCUCCGAAGACGACAAAACGAUUCUGUACACAGACGCCUCACCUGUAGCACUUGGCGCCGUUUUGGUACAGGAAGAUUUGCAAGGCAAGUCAAGAAUCAUUAGUUUUGCGUCUAAAUCCCUUACCAUUACGGAGAGAAAAUACGCUCAAAACCAACGAGAGGCUCUUGGAGCAGUCUGGGCCGUCGAACAUUUUUCGUUCUUUUUACUCGGUCGACACUUCACGCUGCGAACUGAUGCUCAGGGAGUAUCAUUUAUUUUGAAUCGAUCUCGUGAGGACUCCAAGAGAGCUCUCACACGAGCCGAUGGUUGGGCGCUACGGUUGAGUCCUUACAACUACACGGUGGAAUACGUACGGGGCGCGGAUAAUAUCGCUGAUCCUUCAUCACGAUUGUAUAGUGGAGAAGACAAGCCAUUCGACGAGGAAAACAGCCCAUGGGAGAUUGCAAGCCUGGAAGCAAACACCAUUGAGUUCGUCACGGAAAACGAAAUAAAGGCAGCUACAUCUGAAGACAAAACCCUUCAAGAAGUCAUGGACGCUCUCAAGUCUGGACAUUGGCCAAGACACUUGCGAAGAUACCAGCUUUUCGAAAACGACUUAGAUACUCGAAAUGGUAUGCUAGUGAAAACCGGUUGCGUGAUUAUCCCUGAAACCCUUCGAAAACGGACGUUGGAAGUGUCGCACCAAGGCCAUCCUUCAGCCGCCAAGCAUAAGAGUAUCUUGAGACAGCGUGUGUGGUGGCCCGGAAUGAAUCAGGAUGCUCAAAAGUGGGUAGACGCGUGUGCAACUUGCGCUGUUAAUGGUAGACCCGAAAAACCGACCCCAAUGCAACGUAUCUUUGCUCCAAAAGCAGUGUGGGAGACCAUCGCCUUGGAUUUCAACGGCUCAUACGCGAGGUUCGGUGGAAUCUCCAUCUUAGUUGUCGUUGAUUACAAAUCGAGGUAUUUAAUAGCUCGGCCGGUAAAAUCCACUAGCUUUGAACAAGUCAAGAAGGUUCUCGAGGAUGUGUUUGAAAGAGAGGGCACUCCAAAGUUUAUCAAAUCAGAUAAUGGCCCUCCUUUUAACGGCCAGGACUACAAAACCUACUGUGAGAGUCGCGAUAUCACCACAAUUUUCUCAACCCCGCUAUUUCCACAACAAAACGGUCUGGUAGAAAGCUACAUGAAGCUAAUAAAUAAAGCCAUGGCAAGCGCUACACUGAACGGAACGAGUUACGUCGAAGAGUUGAGUAUGGCAAUCCAGGCUCACAACGCAGCAUGCCACAGUGUAACCCAAUAUCCUCCGGAGGAAAUCAUGACAGGUCGAAAAAUCAAAAGAUGUCUUCCAUUGGUCACUUUUGAAAAAACCUCAGUCAAUGAAGAACUAUUUUCUAAAAGAGAUCGAGAGGCGAAAGAAGCAGGAAAGAAACGGGAAGACCAACGACGAGGAGCCCGACCUUGCCGAAUCAAUCCUGGAGACACCGUAAUAGUCGAACGGCAUACACACAGCAAGGGAGAAUCGAGAUUUUUACCGCGGCGGUACACCGUAGUUGAAGUAAAGAACGGUAACUUAACACUGAACGAUGAAGACGGCAAUGUGUUGAAGCGGCACGUAUCACAAACCAAAAAGGUAUCUCAGUGGCGCAUCGAAGAAACACCAUCAGAUCCUAACAGCCGGGACAGUCCUGAAAACUCACUCCAGCUCACUUCAGCACUCGGUCCUAGAAGCAUUCGGGAAAGAAAGGCGCCAUCGUACCUGCAAGAAUACGUCCGGUUGGUUGAUGAUGAUUUGUAAGUAUAAUUAACGAUAAUUAAGAGUAUCUUAUUUUACAAAAAAACUGCACAUUUGUAUACCUACCUUCCAAAACGUGACUGCUAAAUAAAUUGAACUCUCUAUUCGUUUGCAUAUACGUUUGAGGAAUCGGCAGAAAUGAUUCCCAACAAGUGCAUAACAAUUUA
Molecule: messenger RNA, 7588 nt
Organism: Aedes albopictus (Asian tiger mosquito)
Lineage: Eukaryota; Metazoa; Arthropoda; Insecta; Diptera; Culicidae
Exons: 3
Coding region: 3477-7424 (1315 amino acids)
Biological process (GO): DNA integration; proteolysis
Molecular function (GO): aspartic-type endopeptidase activity; nucleic acid binding
Source: RefSeq, a predicted model, not a curated record